AUGGAACCAAUAUUUCGAUUGCUUGUCUGCUCCUUCCCUCAUAUUCCUAAAGAUUCCAAAGAAGAAUGGUGCGAAACUGUACGAGAAAGCUUCCGAGUGGCAAAGAAGCCCAAAAAAACCGUGCGGAUGGAAGUACCAGCCCACAUACGAAAACGUACCAUAUCCGACAUUGCUGCUCAUGAUGGAGAACAUGUUCCGCAGGAGAAACCGCAAACAUCUAGAAGAAGAGCACCAACAUUGGGAGCUAUGGGUGGUUUUGAUUUGGCGAAAUUUAGAAAAAUGCACGAGGAUCGUCGAGCACGUGAGAGAGCGGAAAGGUUGAAAAAAAGAACAGUUGUGGAGUCGGAGUCAAGUACCGAAGAGGAAGAGUCUGAAAGCGAACCCGAAACGGUAAAUGAGGAAGAUCCACCGUCAACAGGAAGUUCGCAAACGUAUUUAAUAUAA
Messenger RNA from Strongylus vulgaris, 444 nucleotides. NCBI's taxonomy places the organism in Eukaryota, Metazoa, Nematoda, Chromadorea, Rhabditida, Strongylidae. The record is from the annotation of a GenBank genome assembly.